Messenger RNA from Chara braunii, 12218 nucleotides. Lineage: Eukaryota; Viridiplantae; Streptophyta; Charophyceae; Charales; Characeae. The record is from the annotation of a GenBank genome assembly.
UAAGUAGGGAGGGCUGAAAGACUAAAACACGAAAGGCAUAGAAUCUCGGUGGGUGCAGCAAUCGAACUAAGAAAGCAGGAAAGGAGACAUUGCAAGAUGGUUUGGCGAAUGACGUUCUGGGAGGAUAGACCUCGUGGGAUCCUGCUACCAAGAAUAUCAGAAGGCAGGGUCGAAAUAAGCCUGCCAGCAAGAAAUGCGGUAAGCAAUCCGGUAAUGGACUUGGUGGGGGUAGAGUUGGUGGAGGACACGGUGUACCUAGUAGUGGAGCUGGAAUGGCGUGCGAGAGGGGAGUUCGGGGGCGUAAAUUUGGACCUCCCAGGGCGAGUGCAUGCGACGGGAUCCUUACACCUGUCGGAAGAAGGGUGGCGGAGCUUUGGGAUUGCCUUGGCCUCCGGGGAUGACCUUGUGCGAAUGUUCGAAGGGGCAUGGCAAAUAACCUGGCGGGAGGGGUUUGAGUUUGCAGACCCGGAACGAGAUGACGUGACGGCGGAGGUAAGAGUUGCCGCGGCAGGGAUCUUCGAGCUGCCCAAUGAGGUCAUACAGAUGAGUCUACCGCCCUUUCUGUUGAGGCUAAUGGGAGGCAUAGAGCAAGUGGAGCAGGCGGUAACUGCAGUAACUAGGCUAAAUUUUGACGAAGCGUUAAUGUAUCAAGAAUACUAUCGGGCCUUCCUAGAGAUGGGGCCUUUCGGGGACGAACAGGGGCGCAAGGUGCUUUGCAUUCUACAAGCAGUAGUAAAUACUAGGUCGGAAGUCCCACAAAUAAGUGAUGAGGCCAUGUGGGGAAUCAUCCGGCGGGAGGUAGGUCGGGGCGCAACCUACGUAGAUGAUCUCUACCGGCUGUACGAGCUGCCAGAGGGGGCUAUUACUCCCAGGGGAGAGAGCUCGGGGAAAGCCGGGGGAAGCAGGCAAGGGACUCAGGAGACCAAGGAGGGCAGAAAUAAGGAUAGGACAAGCCCCCGAAACUCGGAAAGAGCCAUGUCUAAGAAAGUAAGGGUCACGGAUGCGAGGCGCAAACUAGUCGAGAUAGAAAAGAAGACCGUGGAAUACAAGGCAAGAUUGACUGAGGAAAUGAUGACUGGGAACGAAGAAGGCCCUCUGCAGGAGGAACCCCGGAACGAACGGAAAGCCAGCCGAGGUGGGACUAGACAAGGGGAUAAAGGUAGUGACCGUGGGGGAACGUCGAGCAAGAGAAGGAAAGAGAGAGAAAACUCUCUGGGGAUGAAAGCAAAAAAGGCUAUGUCUCUGCCAGCCAUGGAUAGUAGGGUUAGCCGCCUGCCGACCACGCCAGCAGUAACACGAGGAUGCGAAGGACUUUCGAGCCUUAGGGAAAGAGUGUUGGGAUGGUUUGACCCGGAAGGAACUAUGAAAACCAGGGAGGGACAGAAGGCCGGCAAGGAAGGUCCGGAUAACAGUAUGGCAGGCGAGGCCAGCAGCUCCGAGGGCGGCCUUAAGAAGAUAGUGUCGUCCCUUGCGCGAGCACUAAACAAAAAUCAAGGCUACCUAGCGGAUGCUAAGAAAAAGUUGACGUUUGAUGGGGCGAACAUCACGGAAUUCCUGAUAGAUUAUGAGAAUCUGGCUGCGUUGUUGAAAUGGACCGAAGAAGAGAAGAUGGACCACCUGGGGCAGCAUGUGUCUUUGAGCCUAGGGCGGGACAUAAUGACCAUUGUGGCCACGAGCCGGUCUUGGAAAGAGACCCGAGAUGUGAUGAUGAGAAAAUAUCUGGCAGCAGAGAAGAUGGCAACGGAGGCCGAUUUAGCGGGAGUCCAGAGGAAGAACUUCGCAACGUACAAUGACUUUCUACGGGAGUUUACUUUGGUACCACUAAGAAUCCCCGGGGUCACGGACCGAAUCAUGAGUAAGUACUUCCUCAGACAGUUCUCCGAGUUCGACAAGGACAAGAUUCUGUCGGCUUACCAACAAACGAGCAAAUUUGUAAACACCAGGGACGUUGAUUUCAGUACGGUAACGGAUCUGGCCGAAAGGAUGGUAGUGACGGAAAUAUUGGCCUUGCUUAAGAAAGGGGAGGUCAUAGAUUUGACCGGUAGAACAGGCGACAAGGUAAAGAAGGGGAUUGAAAGUCUACAUGAGCGGGUGCACGGGGUCGACAACAAAAUUGAAAGAAUGGAGGGCGCGCUACUGGUUAUGCAGGCGCAAGUAUCCCGACCCGCCCUCCCUCCCCAGGAAGUUGUGGUUCCGCCAGGCGUAGCCAACCGGGGAUUCGGACGGAGAGAUCCUGCUAACGAUCAAUGCAAGUACUGUACCGCGAUGGGACAUUAUGUGCGCGCAUGUCCAAAGCUCAACUAUGAUAUCCUAAAAAGGAGAUGCACCAGGUCAUUAAAGGGAGAGAUAUUCGGACCACAGGGAGAGCGGGUGAAUUGGAACUCACYAGGAGGAAUGSGACGAGCCRUUAUCAUGCUCAAUGGGUUAGAGAUAGCGGUCGURSAAGCUGAGCCGGUGGUCRAUAUCGUUUGGGAUCAACUGCGGGGCCGCGGGCCGCAGGUCAACUUUAUCUUGGAAAACGACGAACGUGAUAGGGUGAACGCAACCACUCGACUAGGAACGGCUGGGAGAAGGAUUAACCGUGACACCAUUAUGGAGGAGGUCGCCGGAAGCUCCGAACCCCAGGCAGAACCUGAGGCCGAGGAACCAAAGAAAGUCUAUGGGAAGCCUAGGGAAGAGGAGCCUGCGGACAAAGUUACCGUUGCUAAGACGAAGUUUCGGUAUCAAAUUUCGAUCUUGACCUUGCCUGAGCUCGACGACACCAUUAGCAAGUUACUAGGGACCAUGGUGUCAGUGUCUUUUCAGACCAUGCUGCAAGCUAGCGCUAGGUUGCUCAAAGGGCUUAGACAACUGUUGACUCGGCGGCGGAUCGGGACUCAUCAUACCGACGCGUUAGUAGACGGGGGAGCAGAAAUCACUCUCAUAAGACGAGAUUUCGCAACGAUCACGGGAUGUACCGUAAACAAGGAAGUAACAGAGAGCAUCCGGGGAACUGGCGGGGAAAUCCCGUUCACUGGGUACGUCACGAAGUCUGCUGUGAAGGCAGGAGUCAGGGAAUCGAUCUGGUCGUUUCAGCGGAUGACCGUAAUGGAGGAAAUGGACCAUGACAUAAUCCUCGGGAGACCGUGGUGCGCGAACGUGGAGAUGAUAGGCAUGCACUUGCACGAUGGCUCAUACAUGGUAGACAUAGAGGACCCCGUGACCGGCCGGGGAGAGCUCCUCCGACUCCUUGGAACGGGAGGAGACCCCCGAAAGGGGAAAUUGGCAACAUGGUCGCCGUCGUUCGAGGAUAGCACGCGAAAAGGGGCUUUCGCACGGAUGGAAGGUAUGAGAGAAAGGGUAGAAAUCAUGAUUGAGGAAGCAUUCAACACAAAGGAGUGGAUCAAGAUGGGCUUGCCCCAGAAGAAGAGGAGGCAGGAGGACGAAGUCCUAGGUGUUAUGGUAGCGGAAAAGGAGUCAGAGGUCGAACUUGGUGCUAGCCUGCCCAAACGGAAAGAAGUAUGCAUAGACGUGCCAAAAGUCGCACUCGAGAUCCCCGAUCUAUUACAACUCAUCAAGGCCCUCAGAUACCACAAGGUAGGAGUGGAUUCGGCAGCCUUGACCAAGUUCGAAAGAGAGGUGCAAAAGGGAUAUUGCCUGAAUGGGAAACUAGUUAGUAUUCAACCACGAGUCGUAGAGGCGACGGGGGCAUAUUCCGACUGUUCAUUUUUUAGGAGAAAGAUCCCGGAAGGAAGUGUUCGAAAGUACAAGCCGGUAGGGAAGAAAGCAAAACCGGUCUCGAUCCUGCUAGAGACAUCAAAGGAAGAGGCUAUGGAGAAGGAGGAAGAGGCCAACUACAGAUACAAAGUGACCCUUAUGGGAUUCACAAACGCGGUGGCCGAAGCGCAACGCAGGAUGCUCGCCGUGGCUGGGGACAUAUUCCCAGAAAAAUGUGAGCCUUACAUCGAUGACAAUCCGAUCAAAGGCGCGCAGGAGAAGGACGAGACGAAAUUUCAGCCAGGGAUCCGACGUUUUGUGUGGGACCACCUACAGUACAUCAAGGAAUUACUCCGCCGGUUCCUAGUAUACAACAUUACGGUUAAUGGACCAAAGAGGAUCCUAGCAGUACCGGAGGUAACUAUACUAGGAUUUCGUUGCGGUGCUUACGGUAGGAAGCCGAAUCCGGCAAAGACCGACAAGAUAUCACAGUGGCUGACACCACUGCGCACGACGAUGGAGGUAAGGGCAUUCCUAGGCGUAGUCGGCUUUUGGAGGAUCUUCAUUAAGAACUUUGCCAAGAUUGCGGAGCCUAUCCGGGCUAUGAUCAGGGAAGAAGAAACCAUGGAUUGGACGGAGGAGCGAGAAGGAGUUGUCCAAAGGAUCAAGGACAUAUUGACAUCUGAGACUGUCGCCCUGUCCGCGCCUUGUUUUAAUGACGAAGUAGGACGACCCUUCAUCCUAGAGACGGAUGAAGGACCUAUGACCGUAGGAGGUGUGUUGAUUCAAAGGGAUGAGGGAGGAAAAGAAAGGCCAAUUAGGUUUGAAAGUAGAACCCUGAACUCCGCAGAGCGGCGGUACUCACAGUUCAAGAAGGAGGKCCUAGCCAUCUUGCACUGUCUUAAGACCUUUCAGGCCUACCUAUUUGGGAGGCGGUUCAUCCUCAGGAUCGAUCCGACGAAUGUUGCAGGGGCCUUAAAGAAUUACAGCCCUAUAGAUCCGACAGUGGGGAGAUGGGUAGGAUUUAUCUGGCAGUUCGAUUAUAAGAUCGAACGGAUUGCAGGAAUUAAGAACAAGGCUGAUGGGCUGAGCCGGGUCUGCAUCACUCCCGAAGGGGUGGAGGAUGCGGAGCGCAUAGACGCGUUCCUCGAAUACGAAGGAGAAACUCUUGCGGUGGAUAACGAAAGGAUGAGCGAAGGAUGCACGUCGGGAGAACUGUUGAUCCAGACUUUGGAGAAGGGGGCACCUGCCGUAGUAGCAGAACUUAGAGAAGGACCAGUCACCACUCGAGGACGCAGAGAAGAAAAUGACUCAUGGGGAACGAUAGUAGGACCGAAAGAGGAGCUAAUAGCAAUGGCGGUCGAGGGAGGCCGGGAAGCAGUGAUGAGCUUAGUGGAAUCUUGGGAAAGGAAAGAAUUGCGAUGGUUGGUAAAUCAGGUGCAGGAAGGAAAGGAUGGGGGCAAGGAAGGAGAGGAGUUUUUCUAUGUCCAAUCAUACGAAGGGCUCUUUCGGGAGAUCGGGCUGUUAUUGGUAGGAAACAAACAACCUACCGAAGUCAGUAUUAAAGCAAGAGAAGAAGCCGAAAGGUAUGUCCUAAGGGGCGGGCAUUUGUUCCGAAGGGAGGAAGGUGUUAUGCCCAGAAGGGUUGUGUGCGGAAGAUCUAGGCAAGUAGAUGUUAUCCAGGCAAUGCACGAUGGGUUGGCUGGACGUCAUCGGUCGUCCAAAGGAACGCUUGCAAAGAUGACGCCACUCUAUUAUUGGCCAGGCAUGGCAGGCAUGGUCGCCAUAUACUGCCAGACUUGCCUUAUUUGCCAAGAACGAAGCUCGGUGCGGGUCUUCGAGCCGCUUAGACCAACACGGGUGCUAGGGCCGGGACAUCUGGUCCACCUCGACCUUGCGGUUAUGCCUGUAUCAACGGAUGGGUACAGGUAUAUCCUGGAUGCGCGAGAUAACUUGAGUGGGUUCGUGGAGGCGGUCGCUCUCAAGAAAAAGACAGGGAGGAGUAUGGCGGACUGGAUAGAAGACUUCUACUUGAGGCAUCCGUUCGUCAUGAGGUUUAUAGCAGACAAUGGGACGGAGUUUGUAAACCAAGAAGUAUUGGGGAUGCUUAAGAGACUCUGCGUACCGAUCAAACUCAUCGAGCCGUAUCACCCUGAGGCCAAUGCACCUGUGCAAAGGGGGCACCGAACCUUGAAGAACACGAUUGCGAAGCUCGCAGCGGACCAUCUGGGGAACUGGCCUAGCUUUCCCCAGAAAACGAAGUCUCGCUUCCGGGAGAGCUUUGGAGGUUGCAUCCAACUGCCUACGGAUUUAGCGACACUGUCCGCAGGCAAAGAACCGUUUGCCUCCCGGAUCGAGUUCCACAUUCCUGACGAGGUGCACCCGACAACUUCGGCGCAGAGCAGUUGCGUGUCAAUGCCUGCUUCUUUUGCAGCAUCUUAUGACGAGAGUGAGAAGUUGGUGGCCACUGAUUACUCGUCUGGACAACAAUCCUCUUCCAGUGCACCUUCGAUUCGCGCUACCUCCAGUACUUCAAAGUUGGUUGACACCAACUAUUCUUUGGAGGAACUGUCCACGACACGGGCAAGUCCAACGCAAGUCCGAUCUCAGAAUGCGAUUCCUGAUCAGAGUCACUAUACGUCGGAAUCGUCUGGCAGAAGUGAUGCAGAUAACAUGGCAAUACUCGAAAUUUUGCCAGUGUCUCUGCCAGGGGAAAGAAGACCGUAUAGCAUGGCUAAUAGGAACGCUAGGAGGAAAGAACAAUACAAAAGAGCAAAAGACAUGCUGUCGGAAAGAAAAUUGCUCAUGGUUCGUGGCAUAGCAUGUUGCAAGGCUCGUUGUUGUUACAACAUGUCGCCGGAGGAAGUCCGACAGGUUAGACAAGGACUGUACAGUAAGAGUCCAGAAGACCGAGCAGAGCGGUGGAUGAAAAGUCUUAAAGAUUUCACAUUGAGUGAGGGCGGCCACAAACGAGUCCGUCCUGUAGAGUUGGAACGUUCGAUGUGUGUCAAGGCGUACUGCAACGUUCUUGGUGUCUCUCGUAAUACGUUUUAUAGCUACAAGAAGCGCUUCGAUAAUGGCUUCAUACGUUGUGAGCAUGGGUUGAGGGGUAUACAUCAGCCAACAGAAAAGACUGUCGCCAUGCUUGCCAGCAUGAAAAAUUUCAUCGAGUGUCAUGUGGAUAGCAUGCUGAAUGAGAUGGCUCACAAGGGUGGGGUUUACAGACCGAAGCUUCGACUGCCAGCAACUUUUACGAAGAGAUCUAUUUAUGAGUCCAUCAAAUCAGACUUUGUCGCCGUCGGCCUCGAGGUCGUGUCCGAGUCCAACUUUUAUAAACUGUGGCAAAAACACUAUUACCAYGUUUCGCUCGCACACUCUAACACAUUCACGAAGUGUGCCGUCUGUCAUGAACUGAAAGAGCGUAUACAACACGCUGCUCUUCCUCGAGAUCGAGAAAGAGCUAGGGGGGAGAUGAAAGCUUACCAAAGGCAGCAAGUUGAACACAGAUUGGACUAUAGUUGUGCGAAGAUUGAAUCGAUGGUCCGUCCCAACGAGCGUUUAUGUCUCAUCAUUGACGGCAUGGAUCAGAAGAAGACGACUAUCCCCCAUAUUGGUCAGGCGAACUACUCGAAAGACCUUAGGCACGAGACGGUGAUGAAAACGACUCUGACCGGUGUCAUUGCACACGACAGAAUGUCUACGUCAAGGGGCGAGGAACAGCCUACGGGGACCUCGGGGAGGGAAUCAACGACCAAAAAGUCCUGGUCCGAUCAUGUCCGCGCGAAAUGGUAUGUCGAUUGGUGCUGCGGGGAUGAGAACGACCCCACGAGAGGGCCUUGCGGUCCUGUUCUAUUCGUGGAAGACAGUAGACCCCGGAGAGUGCUUGGUUCGGUGGAGGGAUGGCAGGCGGCUAGGAGUCACGACAAGAUGUAUUUCAAGCUGCACGAGAUUUACAAUUCGAAGGGCGGCAUCGUGGCUGCUUCCAAAGGGGCGGCCCUGUCGUGGGAUCUGUUCCAGGGGUUUGGUGCAGGGGCUUUGAGGACCCCUUUCUACACACAACUCGCGGCUGAAGGUGUUGUUUCCGCUAGGGAGUUCUUCGACUUGGUGGAAACGAAUGACGUCCACCUUGAUGAACCGUGCCAGAUCUCAUGCAACCUGGCACUGUCGCAACCUGUGCAGAUGUGCACUGGGUUCGAAUCCAGCGGUGCUCCGUCCGAGGGAGGAGAUUUGGGUUCCGGUGCUUCGUUCCAACUCCACCUCGGCAAGGAACGCGGUCGCUUCGACGAUAGCGAGGAGGAAGAAGAGGAGAGGACGGGGAAUUCGCCGGCCCCGCAGACGUCAGGGGGAAAAAGGAAGGGAGGGGAGGGGCAUGUGGACGCUGCGAGUCACAAACGCCCAUCCUCGGCGCAGAUUCAGCCCCUGUCCGGCCCUGUGCAGCAGAGGGCUCCCAUCGACAUCGAUGCGGCGUAUUUCCUCGAAUGGAAAGACGGCGUGCGCACAAAGCGGGAGAUCCCCAUUAACCCGUCGCAAGUCGUCGACAUCGGGGAGUGGGAAGCCGGGUACAACCAGCGUUCCUUGGAUCCGGUGCAAACACAGCUGAUCAUCGACGCCAUGACGACGGCCUACUCGCAGGCCGAGAAGACGUACGAGCUGCCCACACUGAAGCUAGGGCCGCUGGGGCUAGAGAAACCGAAGUCGUGGGUGCGUGCAGUCCGUCUGAAGCCCGAGGACUGGAAGGACGAGCUGGCAGACCAAUACUACUACUACGCUGUUGCCGGCCAGCACAACGCGACCGCCGCCAGGAAGCUGCUUGGCACAGACGUGGCGGUCAGGUACAACUUCGAGAGGUGGCCUGCACGAAUGGUGUACUUCUCCGACGCGGACUUCAAAGGGUAUUUUCUGGUCAGCGCCGAGUACAACAAGAAGGACCUGAAGGCGCCUCCCAGACAGCAGAAACUUUCGAUGAAGAACAUCCGGUGGUGUUGGAAGGAAAAGGGUUACCCCAGAGCUGUUAUGGGGAACCCGAGCGGAAAACAGGCUCAGGUGGAGGCGUGGCGCAGGUUUUGUACAGAUGCGCUUCAAAAGACGCCCAUGGAAGCCUUAACAGACAAUGAGAAAUGUCGGUUGCUGAAAAAGGUUCUCAACUGCGAGGUGGUGUGGGUGCAGACCGGCUCCUCUGCGUUGGCAAAGCAAGGGAAGUUGGGGAUGCACGAGGCAGUGCAACUGGUGAAGUGCGACCGCAUUUUGGUGCGGUUAUGGAACUACUACCAGUUUAAGUAUGAGAAUCGGUCUGACUCUGAUUGGACGCGUUCGUAUCCCUUCCUGCGGAAAAGAGAGGCGAUUUUGGGACAGUUCAAAAGCCAGGCGCUGGAUGCAGCAUUGUGGGACGGAAGCAGGAAACUCGUUGGAGGCUCAUCGUUGUUCAGAGACUGUCCCCCGUUUAUGGGCUGCGAGGACGACAAGUCGAUCAAGGCGACAGAAAAACUGGUUCACAACAAGAAGUUGUCCAUCGACUGGAAGAACAAGGUCCUUUCCGUGCUGACCGGCAGCAGGUCGAAAAGCAUGGAUGUCGCGCUUGCCGAAGUCAUGGUGCACAUUCGGUGGCGGGACUCGGGAGACGUGACAUCCAUCGCCCCCUUCGGCGUCGAUCCUCUGGAGGCGCAGAUGAAGGUCGUCGAGUUGGAGAAAGCGGUUGGGAUCACGAAAUGCCACACUGUCGUUCUUGAUUUGUGCGAGCUUGUGGAUAUCACAAUGUGGACACAGCAAGCUUUCGAGAGUUUGAAUGCCCUUCUAGAACAUUUGUUCCCUUCGCACUGGACGGUCGUUGCUUUCGUCCCCCGGGAGCACGACUACUACUUCAUGACCAGUCUACGCCAUUUGUCCGUUGUCAAGGCAAUGGCAGGAAAGUGGGUGAGGAGGAUGCAGCAGAAGAAAAGCUUCGCGGCCGGCAACAACUUGUACUCAUUGGACGACCGCAUGUACAUCCUCUUCAAAGGUGACGACUUGCGGGAGAACACGUCUGUGGUUUACGACGCGAGGUUGGGGGCGGGUGAUGUUGCUGCUGUUGGGGCACAUGUCAAAGUCACCCCGACGGACGUCUCGGAGAUGUCGUUCGACCCUUGUGAAUGGCCCCUGGUCAUACCUGGUCGUGAACCCAAGGUUUACAAGGACAUGGAACGGAACCUCACGCACUUGGCCCAUCAGCUGGAAUUCGUGUGCAAAAAAGGGGAGGGUGUCAUGUUUCUCGGGAAGGCGCACGCGCAAGUCGUGUGGGAGGCUUUGAAGGGCGAUCGCAACGUCAUCGCGUUGGAGGGGAAUUCGGAGUUGCUGCAAUACACGUUGGAUUUCCUGAAAAGCGCGGUCAACUCUGGAGCCCACCGCUGCGAGUUCAUUUCGAGGACCGACAAACCGAAACGCGCUUGGGAGCCGUCCACGGACAUGUGGUUGAAGCUAAGCAAGAGGAAAAGGGACAGGAUAUACGAGUUCCUCUUCCUGGAGACGCGGCCUAGGAGGGACAGCGACCCUGAGUAUAUUCGCCGCAAGGAGCACAUGUUGGCAUUGCUGGACAACUACCAUGGCGCCUCGCGUUUGAACGCGAAGAACUUCCUGGACCGACUGGAGUGUUUGUACUUUGUCGAGCCGGAGCAGGAGCUCAGGGUCGCGAGUUACAGUGCAUUGAUUGACACGGACGAAGAGGCAUCGACCGGAGUCGUUUUCGACACCAAUGUUCCGGAGGAGGAUAGCGACACCGAGGAAAUCGCCCUAAAUUACCACCCUGCUCCUGUUCUUCCAUCCCCGGGUUCCUUGACGGCAGGUGCGUCAUCAUGCCAGGCCAGUCCAACGGCGCCCGUUCGCAGGUCCACCCCCGGCAAGACCCCCAGCAAGCUGUUGGCGAAACUCACACCCCGAACUGUUGCCCCGCCUCGCUUGCGUCCAGGGAGUGCAGUCCCAUCGGAACAUCCUUCUCGGAAGGAUGAUUCCAUUCACUUUGAAGGGCACGACCACACUCGUUCUAGUGAAGCAGACUGGGGUCACGACAUGAUUUGGCACCCGGGAACGAUCCAGCCUUCAAUCCGCAAAGGGGAGUGGAUCAUGGUCGUCGUGGACUCGGCUGGGCAGUGGGAGCCAUGCUCGCGCCUUCCCAAGUCCGAGUACUUGCAACUCGCAAGCAGUGGUGUGGCGGAUAAAGUGGCGUCCGAGAACCCCCAUCUCCAGGCAACCGACCCGGCCGUCGUUGACCACGCUGAUCGCUUGUUUCUGGAGCUUCAAGACAAGGGGUGGUUGGAACUCUCAGACGAGUUUUACGACUUCGAUGCGAGUCCUUCGAAGGGAAGCGUGGACUGGAAGGUCCCCCCUACGACGGGGCCGCAGGCGAGUGCGGGAGGGGGACCUCCAGGCCCUCCGGGGGGGGGAGCGGAUGAGGGUAGCGGCAAGGGGAAAGGAGAGGGCACCGCGUCAGGGGGAUCGGUUGGCACUCACGACCAGGGCAAAACAUUGGAAAGCGGCGGCCAGGUUGGGGUGUUCAACGUUGCUGACAAGACGACCGAGGGGGCCAGCAAAUUGGUCGCCGACAUCCGAACUUCUCAGAACGAGGAGCCAGCGCCUUCGGACGCUGCGAAGUCCGUCGGCAUCCGCACUACAUCGACCACACAUUGGUCGGCCAUCCCCUCGACGACUGCUUUCGCCGCCUCCGUUGGCAUCGGGAGAGGCUCAAAUGAGGGGGUUCCAAUCACCGGCGUCAAGUACGAGUCCGUUGUUAUCCGAACCAAGACUCAUGAGGUGCACGAUGGGGAACCCGUCCUGCGCAGCGCUACAGGAGCAAAAGUGUCGGAAGCGGGUGCCAAAAUGAAGUCCGCCGGAAUCCUCACUUCGGUUUCGUCCUGUGCCACGUCCGACGACUUUCCUACGCGGCAGGGGACUGCGUCGGCCGUCGGAGACGGGCCGCCUACGGAGUCCAACGCACGGUUGGAUAGCGGGGCGUCGUCUGUGCUCUGCAAUUCGAACUCCGCCGGUAUCCGAACUUGCUGGGGAACGGGCAUGCAGUCACAGGUCGUCGAGUGGGCGGAAGAUGAGACGUGUGCGGGGAUAGAAGACUUGUCGGCGGGAGUCGGCGAUGAGCCGGUGGAAGGAGCCGAACUGCGCGAGAGGGACGGGGGGGAAGAAUGGGUGCAAGUGGAGGACGACCAAGAACAACAGGAAUGGGAAGAAGAUGGGGGAGGAGCGAAAGAGGGGGAAAGGGAUUCAAUUUUGUUGCGUGAAGGAGAACACAAUGGACGGUGGAGAAGAUGCUGGCUGCGGAGAGUCGUCUGACUCGUUCGGACAGUUGUACACGAUGCAACGCGGAGGUGAUGUCGACGAUGACGCGACGACGAUGGAAAUGGAGACUCAGGUGGCCACUGGACUUUCCGCAGACCUAGAUGCCUAUGACGUGCACCCGCUGGCACCGGCAGUGCAUCUCCAGGACGGGUGCGACGAGGUCGCCAUGGCAGGGAGCCAGACGAAAACAAAUCGUUGAAUGGACG